Molecule: messenger RNA, 3114 nt
Organism: Cadophora gregata
Lineage: Eukaryota; Fungi; Ascomycota; Leotiomycetes; Helotiales; Ploettnerulaceae
Exons: 3
Coding region: 1-3114 (1037 amino acids)
Biological process (GO): positive regulation of rRNA processing; positive regulation of transcription by RNA polymerase I
Cellular component (GO): nucleolus
Molecular function (GO): RNA binding; protein binding
Source: RefSeq, a predicted model, not a curated record
AUGGCUUCGUUAUUGAAGCGCAAGAGAGCUCCAGUGGAGGUGAUGGAUACGCCCAAGCCAUCUAAAGCUGUCAAAACAAAAUCCGGGACUCCUUUGCGAAACUCCAUUCAAAAUCCAACCUGGGAGGCAGCUUUUGAUCCACCGCCUGCAACAGAAUUGGUGAAGAUCGAGACCCCUAAUGGAGACAACAAAGGGGCGAAUGGGCACCCACAAUCACCAGAGUCGGUCGAGUACGAAGACUUCGUCACGAACGGUUCUAAGGAAAAUAAUGUGGUGGGAGGAAGCACUGGGAGGAAGAUGAAGAGGAAGGGAAGAGUGGACAAGCCAACCGUAGAACAGACCGUUGAAACCUCAAAGAAGCAAUUGCAAAGCCGUUCAAAAUUACCUGCUUUGGUCAGUACGUUCAAGAAGACUGGUCAGGAGCCUUGGAAACUUUCGUCCUCGAUUGGUGGCCGAAUGAUCAACGCAGAUCCGAUUUUUACUCGAGACGAGAAGUUUAUUAUAGUUGCACAUUUUGGGGCUGUGCAUGUCUAUUCAACUGCAAACUCGCUCCUCACGCGGUCAAUCAAGUUGAAGCUCAACGAGUUAACCGAAAUUCCCCCACGGAUCAUUGCUUUCUGCCUGUCACCAACCAAUCCAAACAUACUAUGGGUUGCAUGUUCAGAUGGAUCUGUUUACAGCAUCGAUUGGAGUUCUGGUGUUGGGUCUGAGCAAUACUGGGGUGUGUCUUCAACAGGAUGUAUUCAUAUGACUGUAGCGUCCAUGGAAUCUGCAGAUCGACGACGGGAUGUCGUGUUCACGACCGAGGCGCGAAAGGAUGGAGGCUUCAGAAUUACGGCAAACGAGUUGGCUCCACCAGACAGCUCAAUCCAAACAGCCGCCAGAACCAUAUACACCUCUAACCAGCGAAUAGACUUUCUGAAGACAGCGAGGGAAGGUUCAGUCAUAGUGGCGGCUUCUGGGAGUAAGGUUCUGGUGGGACGUCUCCGAUCAACCGAAUAUGACACCAUCGAUAAAUUGCGAUAUGAGUUCCGAGUCUUCGAAUCAUCCGACGCUAUCAAAACUCUAGAUAUUCGCGUGACCCAGAGACCUGGGGCAGAAGACAUGAAAAAGGCAAAUCCACUCAAGAAGAUUCCGGUUGUUGACUUGGUUAUUGGGGAUGUCAGAGGUGUCAUUUUUGUGCAUAAUGAUCUGUUUCCAAAGAUUUGGAUUGGCUCAGAGGGGCAGAUGUCUGGUGUUAGUCUUGCACUUGCCCCGAGGAAGCUUCAUUGGCAUCGACAAGCAGUGCAUACUACCAAAUGGUCCUUAGAUGGCAACUACAUUAUUUCUGGUGGUACUGAAACCGUCCUCGUACUUUGGCAAUUGGAUACUGGAAAGCAGCAGUUCCUGCCACACAUGGCAGCAACCAUACAGAACGUUGUAGUCUCGCCAAGCGGAACAUCGUACGGCGUUCAGCUCGCAGACAACUCAGCAAUGGUCUUGUCCACGUCUGAGCUGAAGCCAAUUGUCAACAUUGCAGGAGUUCAAACAUGUGUCGUCGAGACCGAGCCUUCUAUCGAAUCGCAGGUUGAACGACUCGAAGAAGGCUUUUGGAAGCAGCCAUUAGUGCAAAGAACGCCUGCAGUAAUCAGUCCUACCAAUACUUCACAACUUCUCCUCGGCGUCGGGAAAACUCAAUUGGUCCGAGCCAAAAAGCCACUGAUUCUAAGCAACCCAUUUCUUCAAACGCUUGACCUGGGUUCUGGUCACAAUCUAUCACGCCAGGCUUUGACGAGGACGAAUAUCACAAGCGUAAACGCAGCCCCUGGUUUGCACCGCAUCACAGAGCCGAGAAUCACACAUAUGAAGAUUUCCCACGAUGGAGACUGGCUCGUAACAGUUGACGAGUGGAUGCCGCCGCCAAGAAAUAUCCAUGCAAGUAAGCGUCAUGAAGCAGAUCUCAUCGAGCGCCAACCAAGGAGGGAGGUGUUCUUGAAGUUUUGGCAAUGGAACUUGGAGAGCUCAUCUUGGGAGCUGGUAUCGAGAAUAGACGCUCCUCAUAGUUCUACCGGGGAAUCGGGAGACGCGGGGAGGAUUCUGGACCUUGCUGUUGAUCCAAGCUCGUUACGAAUUUCAACCAUCGGCGAGGAUGGCAUAGUUCGCAUAUGGACCACGAAGACUCGGAAGCGGGAUGGAGUCGUCGUUCGCGGAAAAGACAAUAAGUCUUUGAGGAAUUGGAAUUGCGAAUUUGCAGUUGCCCUUGGCAAGGCAGAGCUUUUAGACGGUGCUGACACCCCUGCGCCUUCAGGAUGUGUUGCAUUUUCCGAAGACGGAUCGAUUCUGGCUGCUGCUUGCAACAGUAAUGAUGGUCUUGUACACUUCAUGGACCCGGACUCUGGCACCAUCCGCCUCUCCCAAACUGGCCUUUUCGAGGAUGAGAUAAUCGGUAUCUCAUUCCUCGGCCAAGAUCUCAUUACUCUCUCCGAUAAACUCAUCGUCUUUGAUCUCGUCUCUGAAGAAGCUCGUAUCAUCAUUAAAGCUAGCGAGGCCACCAGGUCUCUCUCUACCCGCCAGAAGCAAGAGAUGAUGCACCUCUCCGUCGACCCAAGAAGCCGCACCUUCGCCGUUGCCCUCCCUAUCAUCCGCGACCCAUCCUCCCUUCGCACCGCCACUUCGGAACUUAUCGUUUUCCACCAAGACACGCGAGAGCCUCAACUCAAGGAAGCUUUUUCGACACUCAUCACUGCUCUACUUCCCGCUCUCAGCUCUGAUGGUUUCUUCAUCAUCGAUACCGCUGCGGAGAUCUUCUCUGUCAUCAAGAAGGGAACACAGAACAUCACUAUGCUCGCGCAAUCUACUUCAGCACUGCAGCUCGAUGCAGCUGAAGAAACCGCUGACAUCAUGCCGCUCGAUCAAGAUGAUGAUGAUUUCGAGGACGCGGAGGAAUAUCCCACACCUGCUCCUACGCAAGACGGUGAGGAGGAUGAGGAGAAUGAUACUCCUGUUGUGCCGCAGCAGAAAUUAGCAGAGAUUUUCAACAUCGGACCAGCGUUCGCGCUGCCGCCACUAGAAGAGAUGUUCUACCAGGUUGCGGAUUUGUUUGCGGCAAAACCGCUGAAGAAGGAGUUCGUUUGA